CUGGCGGGGGUGAAAAGAAACGAGAGAGAGAAAGAGCUGGUGCCGUAGCAGUACUGAACUAUUGCGAUGGCGACGCCCGAUCCCCGAUGUUGCUGUUAGUAGUAUAGUAGGAUAUAAUAGUAUCGCUGGUAUAUCAUCUAUGUGCUGAAGGAAGACCAGAAGAUGUGGCUUUGAUGGGUUCUGAUGAGUAUAUAAUAAGAAGGACUGUACUGAGGACGUGAGGACUGAUGUGAGUCGUUGAUGUUGAUGAUAUGUAGUAUGGAGUUGAUAUGAGCUCAUCUCUGUCAUGUAUGAUGGUAUAUAGUCUGUAAUCUUUUUUUACACGGUGACGAUGAUGACGAUAAAACUUGAGACAGAGACGUAGUAAACAAGUAAAGGGCAAUACAACAGCUAUUUGUAUGUGUGUAGAUAUGAAUGAAAGAAAAGGAUGUCACGGUGGACAAUGAUGAGUAAAAUCGAUGAGACACUUGAGCUUGCGUAGAAACUACCACCCACUUACUAAUAGACUUUUUUUUUGUACUUUUUCAUCUAUUCCUAAAAGCUUAUAGCUUGACAAGUUCAUCAAUAAUUACUCUAUCAAUACACUGAGUACCUGAAAGGCAUAAAAAUGCCUUCGGUUCGAAGAAUGAUUCUCGGACAUGUCAUGUCUGGGAUUUGUUCUAAAAUGAACCGGAUAAAGCGUCUUGAUGGUGAUGGAAUGGAGACACCGUUGAAGAGAUGCUUAACAACUUUCGAUAUGACGUUUUUGGGUGUCGGUCAUAUGAUGGGAGCUGGUAUUUAUGUGUUGACUGGUCAAGUAGCUCAUUCAAUAGCUGGACCAGCUAUAAUAAUAAGUUUCAUGUUGGCUGGACUAGCAUCCGCUUUUUCAGCAUACUGUUACGCUGAGUUUGGUGCUCGUGUUCCAAAAGCUGGCAGUGCUUACGUUUAUACUUACGUGACAUUAGGCGAGUUCUGGGCAUUUGUUAUCGGCUGGAAUAUUAUUUUAGAACAUAUGAUAGGGGCUGCUUCAGUAGCAAGAGCUUGGAGUGGAUAUGUAGAUUCAUUAGCAGGAGGAGCAUUAAGCAAUCUUACUAGUAAUCUUAUGGCUGGUCAUGAAAUGAGUGCAUCACUUGGACAUAUACCAGAUCCACUGGCUUGUAUACUUUGUCUUGUGUACGCUCUUCUUCUUGGAACUGGUGUUAAAAUUUCAUCAAGAUUAAAUUCAGUCCUUACACUCGUAAAUCUCGGCGUAAUCGGCUUAGUAGUUGGGCUCGGAUUUCAAUACGCGAGCUUGGGUAAUUGGACCGAUGAAAAGCAUUACGGAUUUAUGCCAUUUGGUAUCGCUGGUGUCAUGGCAGGUGCUGCGAAAUGUUUCUAUGCAUUCGUCGGUUUUGAUUCAAUCGCUAGCUGCGGUGAAGAAGCGCGGAACCCAAGCAAAAGUAUACCAAGAGCAACAACAUAUUCAAUGAUAAUAGUAGUAAUCGGGUACAUUCUUCUCAGCGGAAUGCUGACAUUAGUGGUACCAUACUGGGAAAUAAAUCCAACGGCAGCAUUAUCUGAAGCAUUCGCAUCGAAAGGCGUUACCUGGGCAAAGUAUGUCAUCAGCAUCGGAGCACUGUGCGGCAUGACAACAACUCUCUUUGGAUCAUUAUUUUCAUUACCAAGAAUAAUAUACGCUAUGGCUAGUGAUGGUUUACUCUUUUCAUUCCUGGGUCGUGUCAAUGAACGCACACAAUUGCCAAUUAUUAAUUUAGCCGUCAGUGGAGUUCUGUGUUCUAUAAUAGCUCUACUAUUUGACUUAGCACACCUUGUGGAAUUCAUGUCCAUCGGUACUUUUCUUGCUUAUACUAUUGUAUCAGCGAGUGUUAUUAUUUUACGAUACAGACCUAGUAAUGAGAUUCCGGAAUUUAUUCCAAGUACAAAGACACAUGAAGGUGAAUCAUCCAGCGAUACCAGUAGCACCAGUAGUCUAACUGAUUCAUCACCUGAUGAUUCUCAGCUAAUUGAAUGCCAAAAAGUAAAUCCUGUUGGUAGAUUAAAAAAACGUUAUGCUAAAUUAUCAAGUUUUAUUGGAAACUGGGAGCCUGGAACAGCUGUAAUUGCAGCGUUGAUACUCUACAUUGCUGGAUGCUGCUGUAUAUCAGUACUUUUACUCGGUCUUACUUCGCCAUUUGAUCAUGAACCGUCUUGGUGGAAUAGUUUACUUUACUUAUUCGUUUCAUUGAUUAUGGUCGCCUGUUUACUCGUAAUUGGAGCACACGAGCAAUGCCCAGCUAUUGAUGAUAAAUUCCGAGUACUUUUUGUACCAGUCGUACCUGCAAUAAGUAUUUAUAUUAAUAUUCUUCUUAUGAGUCAUUUACAAAUACUGACGUGGCUGCGUUUCCUUGUAUGGAUGUUUAUUGGAAUUCUUAUUUACUUCCUCUAUGGAAUUCAUCAUAGCAAAGAAGCAUCAGGUCCUAAUUCAUAUUCCGUUCUCAUGACAAGAUUUGAAGAAGAACAAGCUCAAGCACGCAGCAAAGUUAAUUCUGGUUUAAGAUUUAAAACAAAUCGUUUAUCUCAGUCUAAAAAAAAUCCUGAUAAACAACCCAUUCUCAAUGCCGAUUCAUAUCGUUAAACUGACCUAGUAAUAUUUAUUUAACCAGGUUACCCCUCUUUACAUUUCAACCAAAAACAUCUCAGUCAAAAUGUAUCAGGUGAAAUAUCUGUCACUAAUAUCUCAAGAGUAAUCAAUGUAAAAAUAGUAGGGAAUUGCGAAUCGGGUUCGAAUCGAAUAAUUUAAAACUUUUCAUUAAUUUGAAUAUUUUCGAAUCAAUCGUAACUUUUCUAAUUAUUCAUCAAUUUUAUAAUUAUCCGAAAGUUUUUGAAUUCCUUGUAACUUGUAAAAUUACUCGAUUCAAAUCGAGAAAAUUCUAAUUAGCUUUUAAGUAUUCAGUUUUUAUUUAAUGGACAAUUUAAUUGUUAAAGUAAUCAAACCUGAUUAACAAAAAUGAUUUACUCCAUACUAAGUGUAUAUCUACAUAUUAGGUGAUUCAAAUUAUUUUAAAUCAUUUUGAAUUAUUUCAAAUAAUUUUUCUUAAUUAGGGAAUCAUUUUGUCACAGAGUCAUGUUUGAGCUCUAUUUAUCUCUAAUUGAAAUUUGAAUUAUUAGAAAAACUAUUACAAUUUUAAGUCGUUUAAAAGAAAAUUUUCAAAUUAUUCGUAAAUAUGCGAAUAACUCAAUAAUUUACGAAUAAUGAGUUUGAGUUCAAACUAUUCGUACACUCCCAAAAAAUAGAUUUUUUUGUCCAAGACGUAAUUUUUGAGAUAAAAUGAGGGGAAGCCAUUUGAAAUCAUUAUUAUUAUUAUUAUUAUUAAUGUAUUAUCAAUUAUCAUAAUCAUAAAGCACAUGCUGGUACAUUGUGAAGACUGGUUUAUUUUUA
Molecule: messenger RNA, 3397 nt
Organism: Microplitis demolitor
Lineage: Eukaryota; Metazoa; Arthropoda; Insecta; Hymenoptera; Braconidae
Product: cationic amino acid transporter 4
Exons: 7
Coding region: 608-2593 (661 amino acids)
Biological process (GO): amino acid transport; transmembrane transport
Cellular component (GO): plasma membrane
Molecular function (GO): amino acid transmembrane transporter activity
Source: RefSeq, a predicted model, not a curated record